AAAAAUUAAUGUGAUACACAUUAAAAAUAAAUAUUAUUUAUAUCGAUCUAAAUUAAAGAAUAGUACAAUGAAACCAUGGUAGCAUUUCUCCAAGGUAACGAAAUCGUAAGUGUUAGUUUGUAAUGUAGUGUUGUCUUUACAAGUCAAAGUAUAAAAGUUAAUACAAAAUUUUUUGUCAAAUUGGUUAAAAUAAUUGUUAUAAAUUUUGUAUAAUAUGUCUUUGGUUUUUAUAACACAUCACAAUGAGAACAUUGCAGAUUUGGAAGUUAAAGCAGAACAAGUGAAACCAAUAUUAAAAAUGCAUAUUUCAAAAUUUAAAACUGCAAUAUCAACAGAAAGGAAGACACCUCAUAUUAUUGAUUUACCUAAUGGAGAAAAGUUGAUAACGAGCUCAAAGAUUUCUAAACAUAAAACAAUGGGUUCUGUUGAAUCUUUUUUACCUGAAGGUUGUAAAAAGAACCAUUUUCGUUCGGGUAUGAAGUGGCGACGUUUAAAUGAACAUACGUGUCCACCAUGUAAGUUACUUCCUCCGGUUCCCAAAUUUUUGCGAUGCAAUAAUAAUAUAACUGAUUCCACAAAUGAGUUUAAUUAUAUAAGUUCUGGUAGAGGAGUACGUGAGCACAAAAAUUUUGUUGCUUUAAACAUUGAGCAAAUAACUAAUCUAAAAGCAAAAAAGCCGAACCUACGAUAUGUAGACACUGCCACCGGCGAAUCACAUUGUUUAUUGAAUACUGGACUUAUACCACAAUAUAGCUGCGCUAAAAAGUUUGGAAAAGUGCCAAGAUAUUUACAUAAACAUAAGCAAAUGCUAACUGAGAACCGUCGUCUUCAUGAUUUAGAAGAAGAAAAUAAAAAAAGAUUUUUGCAAAAUUAUAUACCUGGCACUCGUAAGAUGACGGAAGAGGAAAGAAAUAAUGUUUUAAAAGGUCUUAAAGAGAAUUAUCAAACUAUUAAUAAAACUUAUCAAAGUUUGCCACUCUGUACUGAUACCGUUGCGAAAACAUUCCGAAAGACUAGUUUGGAAAAUCAGUUACGUCAACUUGAACAAGACAUCUAUCUUAUGGACUUAAAAAAAGAUAUUUACAUAUCUCAUUUUUAAUAUAUCUUACACAAAACUUUUAUA
Molecule: messenger RNA, 1123 nt
Organism: Teleopsis dalmanni
Lineage: Eukaryota; Metazoa; Arthropoda; Insecta; Diptera; Diopsidae
Product: enkurin
Exons: 2
Coding region: 215-1099 (294 amino acids)
Cellular component (GO): acrosomal vesicle
Molecular function (GO): calmodulin binding
Source: RefSeq, a predicted model, not a curated record